This is a messenger RNA of Salarias fasciatus (jewelled blenny), 1620 nucleotides long. Its product is annotated as 5-hydroxytryptamine receptor 3A-like. The record is from RefSeq and is a predicted model, not a curated record. The transcript has 14 exons. Bases 46 to 1620 code for a protein of 524 amino acids. Lineage: Eukaryota; Metazoa; Chordata; Actinopteri; Blenniiformes; Blenniidae. Gene Ontology annotation, cellular component: membrane. Gene Ontology annotation, molecular function: extracellular ligand-gated monoatomic ion channel activity; transmembrane signaling receptor activity. Gene Ontology annotation, biological process: monoatomic ion transmembrane transport.
UCAUCAUUGCUCAUUCUGCUUCUCCUCACAGGUGGGAGUGUUUCAAUGUUACAGGAACUUCGAGAGGAGCCAGUGUUGAGUGAGAAUUAUGAAGAAAUGUCAGGUGGGAGUGGCUCAGCGUUACAGGAGCUUGAAGAGGAUCCAGGUUUCAGUGGGAAUCAUGAAGAAAUGACAGAAUUCCCCAGGAUUCCUGUCCGUUUGCUGGAAACUGGUGGCUUGAUUGUGAGAAGAAUAGAAACUUCUCCAAUCGAUGAACCAGUUCGUUAUGACCGCUGUGGUUAUCAGGAUGUUCUGGACCACCUGAAGCUGAGCAAAAGCAAUGAUCUGUUCAGUAUGAGCCGGCCCGUCAAAAACCACACAUCUACAACAGAAGUUUUUCUGGCCAUGGCAAUCUCUGCCAUCCUUGACGUGAGAGAAAGAGAUCAGACUUUCGUUUCUUACAUAUGGAUUCAUAUGUCUUGGAACAAUGAACACAUUCGCUGGAAUCCAGCAGAAUUUUGCCAGAUUAAACACAUGUUGGUUCCCACUGACGUUUUAUGGAAACCAGACAUAAUAAUUGAAGAGAUGAUAGAGAAGGACAAAGCUCCUCCGAGUGACUUGAUCAAAAUAAGAUCAAAUGGUGACGUGGAGUAUCGGAACGACCAGGUGGUGAUCAGCAGCUGUAAGAUGAGAGUUUAUAAAUUCCCCUUCGACGUUCAGAGCUGCAACCUCUCCAUCAAGUCUCUCAUGCACUCUGAUGACGAAUUAUAUUUUUCCUUCAUCUCAAACACAACGGCGCUCACCGAGUUGUCCCGCAUGGUGAUGCAGACCCAGUACGAGUGGCUGUUCAUAAAUAUGACAGCCACCUCCAAAACUGACAAUGUGAGCAUCGAUAUGAAUCAAACCUCCGUCAUUCACACAAUCUACAUGAGGAGGAGGUCUCUCCUCUACAUUGCCAACUUUCUGAUGCCGGUCCUCUUCUUCUUGUGUCUGGACUUGAGCUCUUUCCUGAUCUCAGAAAGUGGAGGAGAGAAACUCGGGUUUAAAGUCACUGUGCUGCUCGCCGUCACAGUGAUGCAACUCAUUCUCAAUGAAAUUCUGCCGUGCUCAUCAGAGAGAGUCCCACUGAUAGCUGUCUACUGCAUUGGGAUUUUUACUUUCAUGAUGCUGAGUCUCCUGGAAACUAUUUUGGUGAUGCAUCUGAUGGAGAAAGAUGCUUGCUCCACCUCCAGACAAAAUGUACAGAAGCUGUACCGCUUUCCCAAAAAGCCAUCAACUGACAGCCUAAAAGACUACCGACCCAUCGCUCUCAUAGCCAUAAUGACAAAAUGCUUUGAGAAACUGCUUGCAGAACACAUCAAAACCAAACUGCCCCCCACGCUCAACCCGCACCAGUUUGCCUACAGAGCAAAUAGAUCCACCGAGGAUGCCAACGCUAUAGCUCUUCACAAAGCGCUGAGUCACCUGAAACACCAGGGGAACUAUGUGAGGAUGCUCUUCAUUGAUAUCAGCUCAUCUUUCAACACCACCAUCUCAGACAUUCUGGAUAGCACCAGCCAGCUGACAGAGGUGUCCCUGGCUUUGGGAAAAGUGUCAGAUGAGCUGGAGCAGAUUGAGAAAACAAUGAUGGCAACUGAAUGA